AUGACGACUCUGAAAAAAGGGACAUCAGAGUUAGAGUUGAAUACAGCAAAUAAGUUCUAUUUACACAAGUGCUGGGUCAAAAAGUCAACCGUAAGUAUCUUUUCUGCUGUCCAGGCAAUCCACUGCUGUUUGUCAGAUAUGAUUCCGCUGGAUGGAGAGACCUGGAGUGAUGCCUGCACCAACAGAUUCAUCAGUCUAGCUCACCAGAAACUGGUCACUAUUGUGGCAAAAGGACCAGUCCACAAGACGGAGCCUCUGCCAGUGAGACUGUUUGAGAGCAGCCUGAUUGGGCCACUAUCCAAUAUAGCUGAGCUGCUGGUCAGAGAGCAGCUGGCCUGCUUCAAAGAGGAACUUAAGUCCAACGAUGACAGUCCCCCUUGUGAUGACUCUGCCACAUGGGACCCUCCACUUGAGCAUGAUUCGGGCAAGGAUGAAAAAACCUCCGGAGAGCAGACUGAGGAGCCCCUGGAAUUUCAGCCUCAGCUGAAGCUUCCUGCUCAACUCAAAGACUUGAAAGUCAGAGUCAGCCAUGUGAACUCACCAAGCAGCUUUUAUGUCCAUCUCACCCAGUAUGACUCUCAGAUCAAAAGGGUAUGUGAGCUGGUGAAGCAGGAGUGUGCAACUAUGGAGCUCGCAGAUGUGAUGUGGAAGGCAGACAUGUACUGUGCUGCUCACAUUAAUGGGGUUUGGGAAAGAGGACAGAUCUGCUCCGACGUCACAUCCAGCAACAUAGCAGAGGUGAUGCGCUGUGACCAUGGCAAUACGGUGAAGCUCCACAUCAACAACCUGCGGCCACUGCCGCCCUCCUUGAAGGGCACUCUGGCACUGGAGUGCACUCUCACUGACAUCAGGCCAGCAGGGGGCCGAUCCACCUGGACGGCUACAGCCUGCGACCUAUUCUCCUUCUACCUGACCGGAGCCUCGGCUGUUAUGACCAUCAAGGAGUUGACAGAUGAGCGUCCUGUACCCGUUACUUUGUUAUGUUCCAACAAGAUAGGACAGUUAAUCAGCAUUGCAGACUUUUUGGCCAGUGAGGGCCUCGCUCUCAGAGAAAGAAAACCAAGAGAUGCUGUCGUUCAAAAACCCAAAGAAGCUGAUGCACAGUCUCCAGUGAGCGGGACACAAACUGAUGUCUCUGAUUGCCAGAAGAAAGACACUCACCCAGCUUCUUCACCCAUUUCUCCCCCUCCCCCCAUCUCUGUCGUCUCCACUCCCACCAUUCCAAAACCAGCCCCCCGCACCAUUAUGUCUGCUGAGAAGGUGAAGACUAAGUUGUACAACCCCCCAGAGCUGCCAUUCCUCGGUCACAUCAAGAUAAGUGUGUCUGCUAUCGGAGAGGACGGACUCAUUUAUGCCAGAACACAGAAUGCAGAUUAUCAGCUGGAGCAGCUUAAGAAGAGGAUUCAACAGAGCAUGAAGACAUUGCCCAAACAGAAGCCCUACACCUGGAAGUCAGUCCUCGGCUGUGCAGUUAUUGGACCUGACAUGUUGUGGUAUCGAGGACAGCUGCUUGAGGUGCUGGGAGGACAUGUCAAGGUACAAUAUGUGGAUUACGGCUUGGUGGAAAACAUCCCAGUGGUCCAUGUGUACCCCAUGCUAUUGUGUGAUGAUGUUCCUCAGCUGUGUAUGCCCUGCCAGCUGCACGGUAUCAUCCCUGUUGGUGGAAAGUGGCAGCGAGAUGCGGUGGCCUUGCUGAGGGAGAUGUUGGUGAACCGCUGUGUGGACAUGCAAGUCACGGAGCUGCCGACUGACCCGAGGGGCCCCAUCACAGUUGACCUCUUCCUGGACGGGCUGAGCCUCAGCAGGAUCCUGUGUCACCACGAACAUGCCUCCAUGGACCGGACUGUCUUAGAACAGAAGGGACACUCAGCGAUGCCUCCUGCCCUCCGCCUGGAUGAGUGGGACCUCGACACUGAGGGUCUGAGGGGCCCAGAGGAGCCGAUGCUGGGGCCCUAUAUCUUCCCAAACCUACCACAGGAGGGAGAGCACUUUAAAGUCAGAGUCAAGCACUUGUGGACCCCCAACGAGCUGUUCCUGUGGCCAUUGGAGGUAAUAGCUGAUGUGAAGGUGGAUGGAGAGACCCUGGAUGAGGCUCUGACCAGAAUCAAUGCAAACAUCAGCAGUUUGCCACAACUCACCAGCUUCUCUCAGGAUUAUCCAUGUCUGGCAGAAUACAGUGAUGGAAAGUACUACCGGGCCCAGCUUAUGAAGUUCAGCAGCGUGGAGCCAGUCAUGAUCAUGGUCAAACACGUCGACUUUGGCUCUGAUGACACUCUGCCCACCAGCAAGCUGCGUCAUAUGCCGGCCGAGCUGCUGCGGUUUCCAGCUCGGGCGCUCAAGGUCAAAGUCGCCGGCUUCAAGGCUCCAAGUGCCAAAAGGAACGAAGACAUGCUGCCCUACAGCCCCGGGUGGAGUGUCAAGGCUGCAAUGCACAUGAUUGACCUGUUACACAGCAGCAUCACAGCCACUGUUGUGGCCCGGGAACCGGAGCUCACGGUGCUGCUGUUCAAUGAGGACGGAGAGUUGGUCCAUCUGCCUCUGGUGAGCAGCGGACUGGCUGAGCUUGAGUGACUCCUCAACCCACAGGGUUUCCCCACGGAUAUCCUGUUGUGUUAACAUCUAAAUUUUAUUCUGUUUGGGCUAUUUGACUGCUGUUCUUAGUUUUUACAUGUUAAGAAGACAUUCUUUAUUAUUCCCACUAGGGGAAAGUACGUAUUUAUUUUUUGCAGAAAAUGUGCAGUUGUGUACAUUCAAGGUAACCCAAAAGAGAAGUGAUUUACUUUAAGUUUGGCUGUUGUGUUUGAGGGAGCUGCAUUGAUAUAGCACUUUAUUUUCUAGCCAUUCGACUCAUGGGAGACAAUCUUGUCUGUGUGACAAAUUAAAAUCUUCCAAAGCUGUCAAA
Micropterus salmoides (largemouth bass) is the source of this 2902-nucleotide messenger RNA. Its product is annotated as RING finger protein 17-like. NCBI's taxonomy places the organism in Eukaryota, Metazoa, Chordata, Actinopteri, Centrarchiformes, Centrarchidae. The transcript has 21 exons. The record is from RefSeq and is a predicted model, not a curated record. The coding region runs from base 1 to 2571 and encodes 856 amino acids.